CAUCCACGUAAGCCAAAACCUUCAAUUGUUCUAUCCUCACUAGAUAAGAAAAAAAUCCACACAUAUUUUUCUUCAACUUUCAAUGGACAACAAAACUUAACAAAUACACACUCACAAAACCUAUCAAAAAAACACCACAAAAAACAAUGGCCACAAUUUUCUCAUCAUCACCACCACCCAUUUUCUCCUCCUCCACUACCACCACCACCACCACCACAACAACCACCACAACCACCACCAUAUCAAAACCACUCCUCUCAUUCAAACUCAAACAACCUCUAACCACCACCUUAACAGCAGCAGCAGCUAUAGCCACCAUUCUCACAACAUCACCACCUUCCAUAGCAGCAGAAUCAUCUCCCUACAAUAUCUACUACGGCACAGCAGCAAGUGCAGCAAACUACGGCGGCUACGGCGGUAACUCCAACAAGAAAGACUCAGCAGAAUACAUCUACGACGUUCCAGAAGGUUGGAAGGAACGUUUAAUAUCAAAAGUAGAAAAAGGUACAAAUGGAACAGACAGUGAAUUCUACAAUCCAAAGAAGAGAACAGAGAAAGAAUAUCUAACUUUCCUUUCUGGGUUUCGUCAGUUAGCACCAAAAGAUGCUGUUUUGAACAACUUAGCACUUUCUGAUGUGAAUUUGCAAGAUAUUAUUAGUGGUGCUGAUAAUGUGAGUUCUGAAGAAGUGAAAGAUGAAAAUGGUCAAGUUUAUUAUGUUUAUGAGAUUGAUGGUGUUGCUUAUCAUAGCUUGAUUUCUGUUACUUGUGCUAAUAAUAAGCUUUAUGCUCAUUUUGUUAAUGCUCCUACUCCUGAGUGGAAUAAAGAUAAGGAUCUUCUCACUCAUGUUCAUAAGUCUUUUAAGACUAUUGUAUAAUUUUAGUUUGCUAUGUGUUUUUGAUAUAUAAAUAAUAUGGUUUUGUUCAACAAUGGAUGUUCUAUGAUAAUGAGAAUGGUGUCUUGUGAUGGAUUUGAAUUUGAUAUUGAAAUUGAA
Medicago truncatula (barrel medic) is the source of this 992-nucleotide messenger RNA. Its product is annotated as thylakoid lumenal 19 kDa protein, chloroplastic. The transcript has a single exon. NCBI's taxonomy places the organism in Eukaryota, Viridiplantae, Streptophyta, Magnoliopsida, Fabales, Fabaceae. Gene Ontology annotation, cellular component: photosystem II oxygen evolving complex; extrinsic component of membrane; photosystem II. Gene Ontology annotation, biological process: photosynthesis. The record is from RefSeq and is a predicted model, not a curated record. The coding region runs from base 147 to 875 and encodes 242 amino acids. Gene Ontology annotation, molecular function: calcium ion binding.